AUGUCGCACUACGCCCUUCGUAAAGUGCAAGCAGACAGUCACUACGGCCUGCCUCAGCGGCAACCGUCAACCGCCUCAACAGUGUCCUCUGCCUAUUCUGCCGCAUCGAGCGCGUAUCUUCCUAGUCGGACGAGCACGGUGACCUCGACAAGUUCCAGUCUCUAUUCAAAAGGCUCGCCCGGGCACAAGAGGGGGAUCAGUGAGGCGGGUGAGAUGACUCCAACUCGGACACAGCGCAGCCAGAACAGCGUGGAAAACAGCCCCGACCAUGUGUAUCGGAACAUUCGCCAGAGCUUGAGGCCUCUCCCACAGGCGCCAUCUCCAAAAGCAACCUCCACCACCCGAAAGCCCAGUAACCAUCAUACUCGCUCUCAAACCGUCGACCGCUUUCCCCAAAGCCACUCCGAAGACCCGUUCGUCGACAAACGUGAGAAUGAGCAUCAUGACGAGAUGAAACAGUCAAUGCCACACCUUGCCCAUACUGUUACAAGCCCUCACGCAUCCACCUUCAAGGCCCCGGAUAUACAAGAGCUGCAAAAGUCGUCUACCUCGCAUCUGAGAACCCUGUCAAGGUUUGCCCAAGAAGCUGAUGCCGAAGAGUUUGGAAUUACCGCAAGUGGCCAUUCGGUGGUUGGACUACACAAUCGGAGACAACUGAAGCGUGCCGAUUCUGUGGCGCCAGGUGGUCGCUCGAUAGCUAAAAGCUAUGGAUGGGGUGACAGAAAUUGGAUGGACAAACAGCGACAGUUUCUGCAGGCCUACGAGUAUCUCUGCCAUGUUGGCGAGGCAAAAGAAUGGAUCGAGGACAUCAUCGGCAAACCGAUCCCUCCAGUUGUGGAACUGGAAGAAGCACUGCGCAAUGGAGUGACUCUGGCAGAGAUUGUCCAAGCUUUCCACCCUGACCAGACGUUGAGGAUCUUCCGCCAUGCCAAAUUGCAGUACAAGCACUCCGACAACAUCGUUAUGUUCUUUCGAUUCCUUGAAGAAGUUGGCCUACCAGACCUGUUCCGAUUCGAAUUGAUUGAUCUGUAUGAGAAGAAGAACAUCCCCAAGGUCAUUUAUUGCAUCCAUGCUCUGUCAUGGCUUCUCUACCGGAAAGGGAUGGUCGACUUUCGGAUUGGCAAUCUCGUCGGCCAGCUCCAGUUCGAGCAUCACGAAUUGGAACAGACUCAACGUGGCCUCGACAAGGCAGGCGUUAGUAUGCCUAGCUUCUCGGGCAUGGGGGCCAGUUUUGGUGCUGAACCGGAGCCCGAACCAGUCGAAACAGAGGAGGAGCGGAUUCAACGAGAAUUGCAAGAGCAAGAAGCGGCCAUCGUGGACUUUCAAAAUCAGAUACGGGGAGCGGUAGUUCGAAUGCGACUGGGGAGCAUGAUGCAACAGCUGUGGGACUCGGAGGGUUCGUUGAUUGAGCUUCAAUCCCUCAUCCGCGCCGAUUGGGCCAGACAAGUUGUCGGCUAUCGACUUCAUAUGCAACGGUUUGCCACCAGGCUCCAAGCCGGAGCUCGAGGCUUUCUAGCGCGUUCCAAUCAACGGAGGAGAGAAGCAAACUGGAAGUCCAGCGAGAAGGAUGUUCUGAAGCUCCAAAGCCUUUUCAGAGCUGGCAAGGCCCGGGCCGAAUCACGGACACUGAGAUCACAAGUUCGCAAACAUGAUGCCGGUAUUCGUAACCUUCAAGCCGCCAUCCGAGGCGCUCUAUCUAGGCGAGACGCUUUCGACCAGUACGAAGCCACAAGGUCAACAGAAAGUGAAGUCGUCUUUUUGCAGGCCAGUGUCAGAGGUAUGCUGGUGCGGACCCAACUUCAGAAGGCUCAUGCGACUUUGCAGAGACAGACUCAGGCGAUUACACAAUUCCAAGCUUACUCACGGUCACUACUCACCAGAAUCCGCCAUGAUAAGCUUCUGGACACCCUUCAUCAAUACUCACCCAAAUGGACUGCAUUACAAGCUGUAGCCCGAGCCGGUCUGAUACGACAGGAGCUGGCAAGCUUGAGGCGGGAACUGAGAUCUGCAUCAGCAUCAGUAGUCGUGUUCCAAGCCAUUCUUAGAGGCGCAAACACGAGGGAGGCUUACAGCUCGCUAAGGCUCUCAUUGAUGAGACAAUCAGCAGCGAGCAUUCCACUUCAAGCUGCGAUCCGAGGUUUUCUGCUACGAGGCAGCCUGGACAAGCAACAGAAGCAGUUGGCCUUGCACGCUCCCAAACUAGUGCAUUUACAAGCGCUCUCGCGAGGCGCAAUGGUACGGUUGCAGAUUGCAGACACACUCAACGAACUGGAAGACAACCAAGAGCCGGUGGUGCGUUUCCAAGCUGUUGCUCGCGCCAUGCUGUGUCGGAUCGGCGUGGCCGACCUACUCGCAGAGUUGGACGGCCAUGAAGAAGCCAUCAUCGAGCUGCAGGCGCUGAUGAGGGCCGCAGCUAUCCGAGCCCAGUUCGCGGAGAAAAAGCGCUACUUCAAAGAAAAUAUGGAAAAGGUGGUCAAGAUCCAAAGUGUGGUCCGAGCAAAGAUUCAAGGUAAGGCCUACAAGAGCCUGACUACUGGCAAGAAUCCACCCGUCGGAACUCUCAAAGGUUUCGUGCACCUCCUGAACGACAGCGACUUCGACUUCGAAGAAGAAAUCGAGUUUGAGCGGCUGCGCAAGACCGUGGUCCAACACGUGCGGCAAAACGAGCUUGCUGAUCAGUACAUCACCCAGCUGGACAUCAAGAUCGCGCUUCUGGUCAAAAACAAAAUCACCUUGGACGAGGUGGUCAAGCAUCAGAGACAUUUUGGUGGCCACGUCGGGUCACUUCUGCCGAACUCUGAUAUUGCUUCGAAGGACCCAUUCGACCUGAAAGCCCUCAACAAGACGUCACGUCGGAAGCUCGAACAUUACCAGGAACUAUUCUUCCUGCUCCAAACGCAGCCCCAGUACCUGUCGAGACUGUUUAGGCGUAUCAGGGAGCAAGCCACAGCUGAAAAAGAGUGCGAUCGUAUCAGACACCUCGUCAUGGGACUAUUUGGCUAUGCGCAAAAGCGACGAGAAGAGUACUAUCUUGUGAAGCUGAUAGUGCGGUCCGUCAAGGAAGAGGUUGAUUGCUCGCUGUCUCUGCAAGACUAUCUGAGAACCAACUCAUUCUCAAACAAGCUCUUUGCGGCUUACAGCAGAUCUCCCCGCGACCGCAAAUUCCUCCGCGACGUUCUAGGUCCGUUAGUCAAGGAAAACAUCAUUGACAACGCGACUCUAGACCUGGAAAGCGAUCCUCUUCAGAUCUAUCUGUCCGCCAUUAACAAUGAGGAGCUGAGAACCGGCCAACGAAGCCAACGAGAUCCCAACGUGCCCCGAGAGGUGGCCAUCCGCGACCCCGAAACCCGGGCCACGUUCAUUGCCCAUAUGCAAGACCUUCGCGAUAUCACGGACCAAUUUUUCCUGUGUUUGGAAGAUUGUCUGCACCGGAUGCCGUUUGGAGUCCGGUUUGUCGUGCAGCAGACACAGGAAUAUCUCCUGGCGCGGUUCCCCGGUGAAGAUGGGGAAUUUGUGCUUCAACUGGUCGGACAAUGGCUCUGGCGCCACUACCUGCUACCUGCGCUGGUGGAGCCCGAGAAAUUCGGAGUCGCCGAUCGAGCCAUGACCCAAGAACAGAAGCGGAAUCUGGGGGAGAUCGCUAAGGUGUUGAAUCAAGCAGCGUCGGGACGAGAAUUUGGAGGGGACAAUGUCUAUCUUCAGCCGUUGAACAACUAUAUCCGCGAGGCUAUUGGGCGGUUCCGGGUGCUCUGGAAGCAUGUCGUCUCGAUUUCAACGGCGGAAGAACAUUAUGACAUUGACGAGUUCAAUGACCUGUAUGCUAAGACGAAACCGACGCUGUACAUCAAAAUGUCCGACAUCUUCUCGAUCCACAAGCUGCUCUCUCAGGAAACCAGCGUCAUCUGUCCCAGUCAGGACGAUGUUCUUCGCGACAUCCUCAGGGAGUUGGGUAGCGUCCAAAGCAACGAAAGCGAGCUUCGGGGGGUGAGCUCCAGCGAAAUCAGCCUGACCCUCACGCCCAAAUUGCUCAAUACCGAGGACCAUGACUCGGAAGUCAAAGCUUUGUUCACCGAGACCAAACGUUGUGUGCUCUACAUCAUUCGUGUGCAGUCCGGCGCCAAUCUGCUCGAGAUCCUCGUCAAGCCGGUCAGCCAAGAGGAUGACGAAAAGUGGGAGGCUUUGGUCCGUGAAGAGCUGGGGCCGGGAAACAAGCGUCACGGCGCGUACACAGAUGCCAGCAGCCAUCUCGACAUCAGCGCACUAUCAUACCGCGACCUCAAACGGAUUGCCCUGGAGAAUGUGCUGCAACUCGAAUCGUUGGGCCGUCUGACCCGGAACAACCAGUACCAAGAUCUUCUCAACGCCAUCGCGGUCGACAUCCGUACCAAACACCGCCGCCGGCUACAGCGCCAGCGCGAACUGGAAAAUGUCCGGACCACCCUGGCCCGGUUGAACGAACAAGCCGUGUAUCUCGAGCAACAACUCAAGACGUACAACGACUACAUUGAGCAAGCGAUGGUGACGCUUCAGAACAAGAAGGGCAAGAAACGGUUCGUCAUGCCCUUCACCAAGCAAUGGGACCACGAGAGAGAGCUUCAACGCUCCGGACGGUCCUUCAAAUUCGGAUCCUACAAGUACUCGGCGCGGACCCUGGCGGACAAGGGAGUGCUGGUGCAGUGGCGUGGGUACAACGAACGACAAUGGGACCGUGUGGACCUGACCAUUUCCUCCAAUGAAGUCGGGGUGUUUACCAUCGAUGGGAGCUCUGGCAACAUGAUGAUCCCGGGAGCGAAUGCCCAAGUACCGCUGGACGAUCUGCUGCAGGCUCAAUUCAACAACACACAAUUUCUGGAGUUCUUUGAGGGGGCGCUUCGGGUCAACGUCAACUUGUUCUUGCACCUGAUCAUGAAGAAAUUUUAUAAUGAAUGA
This is a messenger RNA of Capronia coronata CBS 617.96, 4929 nucleotides long. Its product is annotated as IQ domain-containing protein containing GTPase activating protein. Gene Ontology annotation, cellular component: cytoplasm. The coding region runs from base 1 to 4929 and encodes 1642 amino acids. The transcript has 2 exons. Gene Ontology annotation, molecular function: protein binding; GTPase activator activity. The record is from RefSeq and is a predicted model, not a curated record. Lineage: Eukaryota; Fungi; Ascomycota; Eurotiomycetes; Chaetothyriales; Herpotrichiellaceae. Gene Ontology annotation, biological process: regulation of actin cytoskeleton organization; regulation of GTPase activity.